CCCACUCUUCAAAAUUCCACCCGCCGGCGCAAAAAGCGCGUUUUUAUUUUAGUAAUGAAGUAAUCCUCAACAGGACACGGAGAUGGAAACGGAAAUGGAAGUUUAGUAAAGCCUAUGAGUUCCCCGGGCAGAUUGGCAACGAUGACAGCAGUUCACAGGUGGCCGUAAGAUCUGCAACUCCACCUUCCUCCUCUUCUGUUUUCAGUCCAAAGUCGUCAGCAUCUCUCUCUCUGGGCAGCAUUGAUGCAGGAGAGAGAACAAUAACAAUGAGCAAAGUCUCUGUGAUCUUAUACAUUUCAGUGGCCCUUCUCCUCCUCUUCCUCAUCUCUCACUCCCCCAAAAAACCCCCCAACCACCGCCGCUCUCGCCUCAAGCUCCGCUCCUCCUUCUCUUUCUUCGCCGACAAGCACCACCACGAUCACGCCGCCCCCUUCGACCCCCUCGUCGCCGACAUCGAGCGCCGCCGUGAAGACAAGCAGCGCGAGAAGCUCUAUUUCGAGCACGCCCACCCGGAGCUCGUCCAGGACGCACCCGGCGAAGAGUCCCAGCCCGACUGGGAGGACUUUAUGGACGCCGAGGAUUACUUGAACGACGAGGAGCGAUUCAAUAUCACCAAUAGGUUGGCUCUGCUGUUCCCCAAGAUCGAUGUUGACCCGCCGGAUGGGUUUGUGAGCGAGGAAGAGCUCACCGGGUGGAACUUGAAGCAGACGCAAACGGAGGUCAUGCAUCGGACCGAGAAGGAGUUGGAGCUUCACGAUAAGAACCGGGAUGGGUUUGUUUCGUUUGCGGAGUACGACCCGCCCAGUUGGGUUCGAAGUUCAGAUAAUAAUUCUUUUGGAUAUGACAUGGGUUGGUGGAAGGAGGAGCACUUCAAUGCAUCGGAUAUGGAUGAAGAUGGACUUUUGAAUGUAACAGAGUUCAAUGACUUUCUGCACCCUGCUGACAGCAAAAAUCCAAAGCUACUUCAUUGGUUGUGCAAAGAGGAAUUGAGGGAACGGGAUACAGACAAAGAUGGGAAGGUUAACUUCAAGGAAUUUUUCCAUGGGCUAUUUGACAUGGUUAGGAACUACGAUAAAGCAGAAAAUUCUUCACACCAUGAUGAUAGUUCAAGGGACGCCCCUGCUCAAAUGCUUUUUUCUCAGCUUGACAAAGAUGAUGAUGGAUUCUUAUCAGAAAUAGAAUUACUACCAAUAAUUGGGAAGCUCCAUCCAUCGGAGCAUUAUUAUGCGAAACAACAGGCAGAUUACAUAAUAUCGCAGGCGGAUACAGACAAAGAUGGACGUCUAACCCUAAGAGAGAUGAUUGAGAAUCCAUAUGUAUUUUAUAGUGCUAUCUUCAAUGAUGACGAGGAAGAUUAUGAGUCCCAUGACGAGUUCCGUUAGUUUAGUUUUAGGAUAGAAUGGAAAGCUGUCAAAUUCUUUUUUCUUCAAUAGUUUUACGACAUUUACCCUGGAUAUGGAGUGUUGACUUCAUAUGGUGAGGGUUUUUUAUUUUUUGAGUAUCUGUUCUCUCUCUCUCUCUCACAGUUAUGUUGCUCCCGUUACAGAUUGUGGUUUGAACUGUUCUGAAGGGCAUCCACUAUUUGAUGAUGGUUGGAACAUUAUCGUGGGUGGAUAAAUUUUUUGGGAUUUUUAAGCAUUGGAUUCUUGAAGUUGGCUUAUGUUCUUAUUUUCUUGACAGUAAUGUACUAUAGAACAACAAUCAUCCCCACUGUUUAACAUGAAGUGUUAUGGUUUGAUGGAUGCAAGCGGGGCAAACAGCGAAUACCGGUCCAAUGAACUGUAAGCUUCUUGACAAGUGGACGUGUUAGAAGCCAGGUCACAUGUAUCCAUUUUGUUUACUUAUAUUUCUUCUGCACAAUUUUAAAAUUAUGGAUCUCACCCCCAACCCCAAGAUAUGCAUGUACCAGUUAUAGUGAGUAUAUUGUGUCUUCUAGGAUUUUAACAAUCCUGCUUAAAGAAUUUGAAGAUGGGAAGGGAAGGGGCCCUUGGAAUGUCAAUAUUUUUCAAGUGUUUCACCUA
Malania oleifera is the source of this 2021-nucleotide messenger RNA. RefSeq lists its product as uncharacterized. Gene Ontology annotation, molecular function: calcium ion binding. The record is from RefSeq and is a predicted model, not a curated record. Gene Ontology annotation, cellular component: endoplasmic reticulum. The coding region runs from base 267 to 1382 and encodes 371 amino acids. The transcript is spliced from 7 exons. Lineage: Eukaryota; Viridiplantae; Streptophyta; Magnoliopsida; Santalales; Ximeniaceae.